UGUUAAAAGUAGAGCUGCGUUUCUAUCUGAUGCUUGCUGCUUCAGCGGAACGAAACUCACCAACGAUGACGGACAGGGGGGGAAAAACUUUGUGAAACAUCAAAAUCAUCAACCGAUCAACAGUAUCGAAGACGAAGAAAAACCGAACAACGACAACCAUCCCCUCCGGGACCUGCGAUCUAAUUUCCUUAUUGUARCAAGARAAGAAYAAAAGAAUCAACAAGAUGGACAACGUCGGCAAUUUGCCCCCCUACCAACAGCAGGAAUUCAUGAAGUAUCUCGAGCAGAUGCAGCUGAAGGAUAGCCUAACGUGAGUGCGGUGUGGUCUGUUCUGUUCUGUUCUGUUGAUUGCCACUCGCGGAAUGCGGGUCGUGUUUUGUUUGGCCGAUAUCCAUCGCAGACAUUGUACGCGAUUGAAUUUUUGUGAAUGCACCGUGUGGCGAAGGCUUGCCAGAUAUAUUUCGAUCGUUAACAUUGUUGGUUGGCCCCUUCUUCUCGCGUUUUGUUUUUCUCUCUCACCGAAAUCAAUUGUCACCGAAUCGAUUCGAAACCAACUGCAGCAUGUACAACCGAUUGGUCGAGCGGUGCGCCGAGGGCUGUGUCACCUCCUUUCGGUCCAAGACACUCGACAAGCACGAAAUAUCCUGCCUGGAAAACUGCGCCGGACGGUACAUCAAAAUGACACAGCGGGUGGGACUGAGGUUUGCCGAGCACCAGGCCAUGCAACAGAAACGAGCCGCCGAAGCCGCUGCCCAAGGWAGCCCCUAGGWAAUGAAACGAAGUGAAGAGAUGAAAUAGAAAAAAAGGAUGCCU
Pseudo-nitzschia multistriata is the source of this 813-nucleotide messenger RNA. The record is from the annotation of a GenBank genome assembly. Lineage: Eukaryota; Bacillariophyta; Bacillariophyceae; Bacillariales; Bacillariaceae.